Messenger RNA from Ictalurus furcatus (blue catfish), 1077 nucleotides. Its product is annotated as gastrula zinc finger protein XlCGF67.1-like. NCBI's taxonomy places the organism in Eukaryota, Metazoa, Chordata, Actinopteri, Siluriformes, Ictaluridae. The record is from RefSeq and is a predicted model, not a curated record. The coding region runs from base 313 to 984 and encodes 223 amino acids. Gene Ontology annotation, molecular function: RNA polymerase II transcription regulatory region sequence-specific DNA binding; DNA-binding transcription factor activity, RNA polymerase II-specific. Gene Ontology annotation, cellular component: nucleus. The transcript is spliced from 3 exons. Gene Ontology annotation, biological process: regulation of transcription by RNA polymerase II.
ACAGUCAAAAAUACAAAGAGAAAUACUUAAUUAUCUCAGGAAAACAGGACUGGACAUUUUAUUGGACAUUUAAAAGAACGAAUAUAUUUCCCUUCUUAUUAAUGCUUAACACUCCAGUCCAGUUGGUGGCGGUAAUACAGCAUGACUUGGCUUGUUAACCACCAUUAAACAACACAAGAAGAAGAAGAAGAACAACACACGCUUGGACCGAGAUCUUCAUGUGAAAGGGAGCUUCUUUUUCCACACCCGCUUCGGAUCUCUGAUACUCUGCGUAACAUCACUAAAGUGUCCUGAUUCUUUACACCUCUUAUAAUGAAAUCAGAGUCCAGACGCCGCUCUUUAGGAAAAUCUCCACAGACUCCUGCUGCUACUAGCUCAAAGAUGUACCACUGCUCAGUUUGUGGGAAGAGUUUUACUAAAAGUCAUCAUCUCAAAGAUCACAAGCGGAUCCACACAGGAGAGAAGCCAUAUCACUGCUCACAGUGUGGAAAAAAUUUUAGUUGUGGAAGUUCUCUCAAACAACACAAUCGCAUUCACACAGGAGAGAAGCCGUAUCACUGCUCACAGUGUGGGAAGAGUUUUACUUGUCGGAGUACUCUCAAAAACCAUGAACGCAUUCACACAGGAGAGAAGCCGUAUCACUGCUCACAAUGUGGGAAGAGUUUUACUUGUCGGAGUACUCUCCAACAGCACAAGGGCAUUCACACAGGGGAGAAGCCGUAUCACUGCUCACAGUGUGGGAAGAGUUUUACUUACCAGCGUCGUCUCAAACAACACAAUCGCGUUCACACAGGAGAGAAGCCGUAUUAUUGCUCACAGUGUGGGAAGAAGUAUUCUCGUCAGCAUUAUCUUCAACAGCAUGAGCGCAUUCAUACAGGACUGAUGCCGUACAUCUGCGGACAGUGUGGACGGAGCUAUAUUCAUUUAAGUUCAUUAAGGGCACACAAGUGCUCUAACAUAAAGCCAUCAGAUCUUGAUAUGUGAAUUUGUCAAUUUAAGAUACAUGUUUUUCACUUUCAUUUUUUAAAGGGAGGUAAAGUGACAUUCUGGCGUAAAACUAUGAUAUAAUAAUAUCUA